CUCUCUCUUUAUUUGUCUUCAACUUCUCAGAAUCUUGAGUCUUCCCUUUCGUAUUUGUGGUUUUGCUCCUCCAUUUCUUCACCGUUUUAUCUGCCAGGGUUUGAAAUGGAGACGAAGGACAAAAUGAAUGAUGAAGAACUUGCUGUGGAGUCUCCAACUUCGGUUCUCGAAGAUGAGGAUGUUUGUGCCCCCAAAGAUGAAGUUCAGUUGGAGGAAGAGUUAAUUGCUGAUGUCAUAGACGAUGGGUCGUCUCUUGUAUCGAAAACUAUGGCGGAGGAGGAAGCGAAGUUACUUAAUGCUAGGAUAAAGGAAGAGGAGGUUCAGUGCGAGGAGGCACCUGACCUCAACGACACACAGUUUAACAAAUUGGAUGAGCUUUUGACUCAGACCAAGCUGUACUCCGAAUUUUUGCUGGAGAAAAUGGAUGACAUCACACUUAAUGUGGGUGAACAAGUGAAAAUGGAAGAGCAAGAGAGCAAUCCUUCUGCAAAGAGGGGUAGGGGAUCGAAAAGAAAAGCUGCUUCCCAGUGCAAUACUAGGAGGGCCAAAAGGGCAGUUGCUGCCAUGCUGACAAGAUCUAAAGAAGGUGAGGGGACUGUAGAUAUGAAAAUGACUGAGGAAGAAAGAGUUGAGAAGGAGCAGAAAGAGCUCAUGCCUUUACUGACAGGGGGAAAAUUGAAGCCUUAUCAACUAAAGGGUGUAAAGUGGUUGAUUUCCUUGUGGCAAAAUGGAUUGAAUGGAAUUCUUGCUGAUCAAAUGGGUCUUGGAAAGACAAUCCAAACUAUUGGAUUUCUCUCACAUCUAAAAGCGAAAGGUCUGGAUGGGCCAUACAUGAUAAUUGCUCCUCUAUCAACCCUUUCAAACUGGGUGAACGAGAUUUCUAGGUUUGCACCAUCACUUCCUACAAUUAUCUACCAUGGUGACAAGAAGGAGAGAAAUGAGAUCCGAAGGAAAUACAUGCCUAGAACAAUUGGCCCAAAAUUUCCCAUAGUCUUAACUUCUUACGAGGUUGCAUUAAAUGAUGCCAAGAAAUAUUUUAGGCCAUACAGUUGGAAAUAUCUCGUUAUUGAUGAGGGACACAGGCUCAAAAAUUCACAAUGCAAAUUAGUAAAGGCAUUGAAAUACUUAACUGUUGAAAACAAGCUUCUUCUAACUGGAACUCCACUUCAGAACAACUUGGCCGAACUAUGGUCUCUAUUGAACUUCAUUUUGCCUGAUAUUUUUGCAUCCCUUGAAGAGUUCGAGUCAUGGUUUAAUUUGUCAGCGAAGGGCAAUAAUGAAGCAACCAAGGAAGAACUAGAAGAGAAACGAAGAUCCCAAGUAGUAGCAAAGCUCCAUGCUAUUCUUCGACCCUUUCUUCUGCGUAGGAUGAAGUCUGAUGUGGAGAUUAUGUUGCCAAAGAAAAAAGAGAUUAUUAUCUAUGCAAACAUGACCGACUAUCAGAAGAAGUUGCGGGAUCAUUUAGUUAAUAAGACGUUGGGAAACUAUUUAAAAGAAAAAAUGUCAAGCGGACGCCCUUUUCCUGCAAGUGCGCUUCGUAAUUUGGCUAUUCAGCUUAGGAAAGUGUGUAACCAUCCCGAUCUUAUAGAUCCAGACUGUGAUCAUACAUAUUUAUAUCCUCCUGUAAAUGAAAUAGUUGAACAGUGUGGAAAAUUCCAUUUGCUUGAUCGAUUGGUGCAACGUUUAUUUGCAAGGAAUCACAAAGUUCUUGUCUUCAGUCAGUGGACUAAAGUGUUAGAUAUAAUAGAUUAUUAUUUUAGUGAAAAAGGCUUUGAAGUUUGCAGGAUUGAUGGUUCUGUGAAACUGGAUGAUAGGAAACGACAGAUCCAGGACUUCAACGAUGAAAAUAGCAAUUGCAGAGUUUUUCUUCUUUCUACUAGGGCUGGUGGAUUGGGAAUCAACCUUACUGCAGCUGAUACUUGCAUUCUUUAUGACAGUGACUGGAAUCCUCAGGUGGAUUUGCAGGCCAUGGAUAGGUGUCAUAGAAUUGGUCAAACAAAGCCUGUUCAUAUCUACCGGCUGUCAACUGCUCAAUCCAUAGAGGAUCGCAUGUUGAAAAGGGCUUUCAGCAAAUUGAAGCUUGAGCAUGUGGUGAUUGGGAAAGGACAGUUUCAUCAAGAGCGUAAAGCUGUCAAUACUGAUCAGAUAGAGGAAGAGGAUGUUUUGGCAUUGCUUCGUGACGAUGAAACAGAUGAAGAUAAAAUGAUACGAACAGAUAUUAGUGAUGAAGACCUGGAGAAGCUCAUGGAUCGCAGUGAUCUUAUCGUCAACAACUCAGACGAACCUCCAUGCAGUUCCUUUCCUCUUAAAGGUCCAGGGUGGGAGGUGGUGAUUCCAACUGCGACUGGAGGUGUACUCUCUACUCUCAACAGCUAGUUUGUCGUCACUAUUGAUUGGCCUCAGAGCUUGAAAAACCUGCUUUUUUGUGGUGUGAUAUAUGGCAUUUUAAGAUGGUCGCAUAUGUCACGGCGGUAACGUCCUGAGGGGUAUUCACUUUUGUAGAUUCUUUUAACUGAACUACACGUUUUGAAAUGAAUACUCAACUUAUUCAGUGGCGAGCGAAAAUUAUCUUGGGUUUGUCUUGGAA
Vigna angularis (adzuki bean) is the source of this 2587-nucleotide messenger RNA. RefSeq names its product ATP-dependent DNA helicase DDM1. The record is from RefSeq and is a predicted model, not a curated record. NCBI's taxonomy places the organism in Eukaryota, Viridiplantae, Streptophyta, Magnoliopsida, Fabales, Fabaceae. The transcript is spliced from 16 exons. Gene Ontology annotation, cellular component: nucleus. Gene Ontology annotation, molecular function: ATP binding; DNA binding; ATP-dependent chromatin remodeler activity. Bases 106 to 2376 code for a protein of 756 amino acids.